AUGGCAGGUCCCGACUUCGAUCUAACCUCGAUCCAUGUAACCCUGCCCAGGGUGUGCGAGUACUGCCACGCGUCGGUGGUCGACGAGCCGCUCCCCGACAUCGUGCUGAUGUUCUACAGCCCGCAGGAGUUCUACGACGAGGAGCACCGCGACGUGGAGUACAUCUGCACGCGGUGCCAGCUGUCGGACCAGGCGGGGGUGUACGACGCGCUGCGGGCGGUGUACGACGCGCGGGAGGACAUGUUCACGACGGCGAUGUUCGAGGGGCUCAUCAACGACCUGCACGUGUCGGGGGCGCUCGCGGAGCCCCGGCCCUGGCGCGACCUGCAGCCGAUCGUGUGGAAGUGGCGGUACCGCAUCCGCUUCGGCGUGCUGUUCCAGCAGGUCGAGCUCGUGCUCAACACCGACUGGGCCGUGACCUACUUCCGGAGCGUCGCCGAGGCCGCCUUCAAGGCCGUCGACCACACCAUGUUCGGAACCAACGACCCGCGCUCCGACGACGCCGCCCUCAGGCAGGCUGUCGACGGCGUUCGCCAGUCCAUGAUCGACUCCGUCCACGGCCCCGAGGGCUUGGAGUCCAUCUUUAAGUAUCUGGAAGAGCUGCUCCAGGCCCACGGCUACGACACCCAGAUAAGCCCGCCCGAGCAGGUGUACGUCCCGCGGGAUGCGGAUGGUGAGGAUGGUCAACCCGAGGCGACCUAA
Molecule: messenger RNA, 702 nt
Organism: Daldinia caldariorum
Lineage: Eukaryota; Fungi; Ascomycota; Sordariomycetes; Xylariales; Hypoxylaceae
Exons: 1
Coding region: 1-702 (233 amino acids)
Source: RefSeq, a predicted model, not a curated record